Molecule: messenger RNA, 624 nt
Organism: Austrofundulus limnaeus
Lineage: Eukaryota; Metazoa; Chordata; Actinopteri; Cyprinodontiformes; Rivulidae
Gene: med20
Product: mediator complex subunit 20
Biological process (GO): regulation of transcription by RNA polymerase II
Cellular component (GO): mediator complex
Molecular function (GO): transcription coactivator activity
Source: RefSeq, a predicted model, not a curated record
GUCAGUCCUCCAAGCUCUUGUAUGUGAUGCACAACUCAGAGUUCCCGCUCAGCUGCAUGGCUCUGUUCGAAGGAGGACCCUGUCUGACUGCGGACGCAAACUUUGACGUCCUCAUGGUGAAGCUGAAGAGUCAUUUCCAGAACGCCAAGGGACACAAGGUGGAAUGUCGGGGUUCGAGGUAUCGCUACUGUGACUUCCUGAUCAAAGUCGGCACGGUCGCGAUGAGCUCCAGUGUCAGAGGGAUCUCAGUGGAGGUGGAAUACUGUCCCUGUGUGGUUCCAGGGGACUGCUGGAACCUCAUGAAGGAGUUCAUGCAGUCUUUCCUCAGCAACAACGUCCCCGAACUUCCAACUGUGUUCGCAGCCAAACCCGAGGGUGUUUUUGCACCAGCGGACUGCGUCGACACCAUGACUCAGUACUUAGAGCUGUUCAACAAACUCCGAAAACUACAAAUGACUGGAAGCAACGUGCGUUGAGUCAGCAGGACUAAACUUUUCUGAAUGUUUGUACUGAUGUUAAUUCUGAUCCUAUGGAUCUGCAUAUUGUUUCUGUAGCUUUAACUUUACUUUUUUAACCUACUUUAUGAAAACAUUUGGUAUUAAAGAGACUAUUAGUAGAAAAAUA